This is a messenger RNA of Echinostoma caproni, 225 nucleotides long. NCBI's taxonomy places the organism in Eukaryota, Metazoa, Platyhelminthes, Trematoda, Plagiorchiida, Echinostomatidae. The record is from the annotation of a GenBank genome assembly.
AUGAGAAAGGACAUGACUGUCGAUGUUCCCCGUUUACACAAAUCGCCCCGAUUGUGGGGUUAUGAACCAACAAAUCCGGCAAGAGAACUACAUAACGAAUUUCUCCGCCUACGCAAAGCCCCUCCAUUUCUGGUUUAUGAACCGACUAAUACGGAAAGCGAGUUGCCUGAGGGUUCUUCUCGUGAUGAAGAUAACAAAUCACCUAUGCUUCUAAUCCGCGAAUGA